Scaptodrosophila lebanonensis is the source of this 2201-nucleotide messenger RNA. Its product is annotated as zinc finger protein Xfin-like. Gene Ontology annotation, cellular component: nucleus. Gene Ontology annotation, biological process: regulation of transcription by RNA polymerase II. Gene Ontology annotation, molecular function: zinc ion binding; DNA-binding transcription factor activity, RNA polymerase II-specific; RNA polymerase II cis-regulatory region sequence-specific DNA binding. Lineage: Eukaryota; Metazoa; Arthropoda; Insecta; Diptera; Drosophilidae. The coding region runs from base 32 to 2068 and encodes 678 amino acids. The transcript is spliced from 10 exons. The record is from RefSeq and is a predicted model, not a curated record.
ACGCUAGAGUAACACAAAUUGACUAAGCGAAAUGGAUUUUUCAACAGAGCAAAGGCUUAAUUAUCUUUUAACAGAUCAAAGCCUUAAUUAUAUGGCAUGCCAGCCCAUAUGCAGAUUAUGCGGCGAAUUUAUACAUUAUGGUGCCGAAAAUAUCUUUGUAAAAGGCGGUGGUGUUUUAAGGCAUCACAUAGAAUGGCUGACAGGGCUAUGGUUGGAGGACAUUCCCAAUAUGCCAGAUCAAAUUUGCAUUCCGUGCAGCUUUGAUUUGGACCAAGCGGUUGCCUUCCGGGAACGUUGCAUCAGUACCCAACUACGAUUGUUGAAAGACGUACUUGAUAAUUCAGAAAGGACUAAUAUUGUUUUCGAAAUAUAUGAACCGGGAGAAAGUGGUAAGAGUCCCGAUCCAGCCACAACAAAUGGAAGUCAAAUCCAUGAAAGCAGCACUGACUAUAUUGGAGUGUGGGAUAACCCGGAAGAUGGCAUAGGGCACACAAAUCCACCACAAAUUGUGGGAGAAGCAACAAUACAUCAAAGGAGAAUCCGCAAAAGAAAACAUGUUUGUGAGAAAUGCAGGCGAAAAUUCGAUAACACCGAAUUUUACGAGAAACACCUUCUCCGGCAUUUAGCAAACGGACGAUUUCAUUGCAAAUUAUGUGACCUUAAAUAUGAUCGAAAAUGCGAUUUCGCAAGACACUUGCGUAGCUUACAUGAGCGGAAGGAGUUAUUUCCUUGUAGACAUGACAAGUGUAAUGAGAAAUUUACAUCGCAAACGUACAGAUUAAAGCAUGAAAAAAGACAUCUGAAACGUGUUGUAAAUUUUUAUUGCAAAUUAUGUGACCGGAGAAUUAAACGAAAACAUGACUUUGUAAGACACAUACGUGUAGUUCAUAAGGACAAGAAGCCAGAUGAAAGCGUUAACAAUUCAGGUGAAAUCUUAAAUCCACUACAAAAUGGAGAAGUUGCAACAACGGAGGGAAGUAAUAUCCCCGGAACCGAUAGUUAUUGUGACAAAUGUGGGUGUUUCGUAAAGGAACGUUUUCAUUGCAAAUUAUGUGACCGGAGAUUUGCUCUAAGAUUCAGCCUCGUUAGACACAUACGAUUUUAUUGCAGCUCUGGCAAUUCUGGUCAAUGUAAAAAGCCGAAAGAAGGCAGUGAAAACUUAAAUCCAAUUCAAAAUGAAAAUGUAACAACAUCGGAGCAAAGUCAAGUCCCCAAAAGAGGGAAUUAUUGUGCGCGAUGUAGGCAUUCAGAAAUCAAAUAUUUUUCAUGCAAAUUAUGUGACCGUGGAUUUGAUCGAAAAGACGACUUCGUUAGACACGUAGAUAUAGUUCAUAAAGACAAGAAGCCAGAUGACAUCUGUAAUGUAGAACUCAGACCGCAAUCGACCGUAUCAGUACAUGAAACCUCUAACAAUUCUGGUGAAUGUAAUAAGCCGGAAGAAGGCAGUGAAUACUCAAAUUCAUUACAAACUGAAUACAAACACGAAAUACCUGCCUCAUCUCCUAAGGACAAGAAGCCAGAUGACAUCUGUAAUAUCAGUCAGACCGAAGUCAGACCGCAAUCGAACAGAUUAGACAAUGGAAGCUCUGACGAUUCUGGUAAAUGUAAUAAGCCGGAAGAAGGCAGUGAAUACUCAAAUCCAUUACAAACUGAAUACAAACACGAAAUACCUGCCCCAUCUCCUCCUCGCGAACGUAAACUGACAUUUAAGACAGAAGCCAGUGAACACUCAAAUCCAUUACAAACUGCAGACGUAGUAAUAACGAGGCGAACUCAAAUUCGCAAAAAAAAAUAUUUGUGUGGCAAAUGUAGACAACGAUUUGGCACCCGCGAAUCUUACGAAAAACACCUUCUUCUGCAUUCAAAAUAUGGACGUUUUCAUUGCAAAUUAUGUGACCUUAGAUAUGAGCGAAUACGCAAUUUCGAAAGACACAUGCAAUUAUAUCAUAAGGUCAAGAAUCCAGAUAAGACCUGUAAUAUGCAACUUAGACGGCAACCGAACAGAUUUGUUGAUGAAAGCUCCGACAAUUCUGAUGAAUCUGAUAAUCUGGAAGAAGGCAGUGAAUAGGGAUGUAAAAAAAAAAACCAUCGAUGUAUCGAGAAUCGAAGAUGUGUCGAUGUUUUCUUUUGCUUACGAUGUAUCGUCGAACUGUCGAUGUUUGUCCAAAUAAAAUUUAUUUUUAAUAAAAUUGAUCGUUUAG